Ramularia collo-cygni is the source of this 693-nucleotide messenger RNA. Its product is annotated as probable clathrin-associated adaptor complex ap-1 small chain sigma1. The transcript has 4 exons. The record is from RefSeq and is a predicted model, not a curated record. NCBI's taxonomy places the organism in Eukaryota, Fungi, Ascomycota, Dothideomycetes, Mycosphaerellales, Mycosphaerellaceae. Gene Ontology annotation, molecular function: clathrin-cargo adaptor activity. Gene Ontology annotation, cellular component: intracellular membrane-bounded organelle; AP-1 adaptor complex. The coding region runs from base 1 to 693 and encodes 230 amino acids. Gene Ontology annotation, biological process: vesicle-mediated transport; protein transport.
AUGGCCAUCAAGUACAUUAUCCUGCUCUCGCGGCAGGGAAAGGUCCGCUUGGCCAAAUGGUUCACCACCCUGUCCCCAAAGGACAAGGCGAAGAUUGUCAAGGACGUGACGCAGCUGGUUCUCGCACGCCGGACACGCAGCUGCAACUUCUUAGAGUAUCGUGACACCAAAGUCGUCUACCGUCGCUAUGCUUCCCUCUUCUUCAUCGCCGCGACGGACAAUACCGACAAUGAGCUCAUCACCCUCGAGAUUGUACAUCGCUACGUAGAGCAGAUGGACAAGUACUACGGCAACGUGUGCGAGUUGGACAUCAUCUUCAACUUCCAAAAGGCCUACUUCAUCUUGGAUGAACUGCUUCUGGCGGGCGAGAUGCAGGAGAGUAGCAAGAAGAACGUGCUACGUGUUAUCGGCGCGCAGGACAGUCUCGAGGAAAUGGAGUCGAGGACGAUGCAGUCACGAGGAUCGGCUGAAUGCAUUGCAUCAUGUUCAUGUGUAUCGCGCAUUGUUGUACGCCGCACCAUCGCUCAUGAGCACGCUGACGCCUGCCAUCCACACCCAGACAAACACGGAGAUGAGCGCAGAGCUCGAAACCCAGCUCAAGAACGCUGGUCUUCUGUAGCUGCCGAGUACUUUGAAGCGCGUCUUCGGGGGAAAACCAGUGUGCUUUUUUCAUUCGCAAUUUGUGGGCGUUGA